Molecule: messenger RNA, 1800 nt
Organism: Salvelinus namaycush (lake trout)
Lineage: Eukaryota; Metazoa; Chordata; Actinopteri; Salmoniformes; Salmonidae
Product: extensin-like
Exons: 1
Coding region: 1-1800 (599 amino acids)
Source: RefSeq, a predicted model, not a curated record
AUGAGCUCUCAUCCCUUCCUCAGCCCUCCCCUCGUCAGCCCCCACCCGUCAGCCCUGCCCUCGUCAGCCAUCCCCACCUCAGCCCUCCCCUCCUCAGCACUCCCCUCCCAUCCUCAGCGCUCCUCAGCCACCCCCAGCUCUCCCCUCCUCAGCCCUCCCCUCUUCAGCGCUUCUCAGCCCUCCUCCUCAGCCCUCCCCUCUUCAGCGCUUCUCAGCCCUCCCACCCUCAGCGCUCCUCAGCCACCCCCAGCUCUCCCCACCUCAGCCCUCCCCUCUUCAGCGCUUCUCAGCCCUCCCCUCCUCAGCGCUCCUCAGCCCCCCCCUCCUCAGCCCUCCCUUCGUCAGCCCUCCCCUCCUCAGCCCCCUCGCCUCAGCCCUCCCCUCCUCAGCCCCCCCUCCUCAGCCCUCCCCUCGUUUGCCCUCCCCCCCUCAGCGCUCCUCAGCCCUCCCCUCCUCAGCCCUCCUCACCCCUCCCCACCUCAGCUCUUCCCUCCUCAGCCCUCCCCUCGUCACCCCCCCCCAGCCCUCCCCUGUUCAGCGUUCCUCAGCCCUCCCCUCCUCAGCCCUCCCAUCUUCAGCCCUCCCCUCGUCACCCCCCCCUCAGCCCUCCCCUGUUCAGCGUUCCUCAGCCCUCCCCUCCUCAGCCCUCCCCUGUUCAGCGUUCCUCAGCCCUCCCCUCCUCAGCCCUCCCCUCGUCACCCCCCCUCAGCCCUCCCCACCUCAGCCCUCCCCUGUUCAGCGUUCCUCAGCCCUCCCCUCCUCACCCCUCCCCACCUCAGCUCUUCCCUCCUCAGCCCUCCCCUCGUCACCCCCCCCCUCAGCCCUCCCCUCCUCAGCCCUCCCCUCCUCAGCCCUCCCCUCGUCACCCCCCCCUCAGCCCUCCCCUCCCCACCUCAGCCCUCCCCUGUUCAGCGUUCCUCAGCCCUCCCCUCCUCAGCCCUCCCCUGUUCAGCGUUCCUCAGCCCUCCCCUCCUCAGCCCUCCCCUCCUCAGCUCUUCCCUCCUCAGCCCUCCCCUCCUCAGCUCUUCCCUCCUCAGCCCUCCCCUCGUCACCCCCCCCCUCAGCCCUCCCCUGUUCAGCGUUCCUCAGCCCUCCCCUCCUCAGCCAUCCCCUCCUCAGCCCUCCUCAGCCCUCCCCUCCUCAGCUCUUCCCUCCUCAGCCCUCCCCUCGUCAUCCCCCCCUCAGCCCUCCCCUGUUCAGCGUUCCUCAGCCCUCCCCUCCUCAGCCCUCUCCUGUUCAGCGUUCCUCUGCCCUCCCCACCUCAGCCCUCCCCUCCUCAGCCCUCCUCAGCCCUCCCCUCCUCAGCUCUUCCCUCCUCAGCCCUCCCCUCGUCACCCCCCCCCCCUUAGCCCUCCCCUGUUCAGCGUUCCUCAGCCCUCCCCUCCUCAGCCAUCCCCUCCUCAGCCCUCCCCUCCUCAGCUCUUCCCUCCUCAGCCCUCCCCUCCUCAGCUCUUCCCUCCUCAGCCCUCCCCUCGUCAUCCCCCCCUCAGCCCUCCCCUGUUCAGCAUUCCUCAGCCCUCCCCUCCUCAGCCCUUCCCUGUUCAGCGUUCCUCAGCCCUCCCCUCCUCAGCCCUCCCCUGUUCAGCGUUCCUCAGCCCUCCCCUCCUCAGGCCUCCCCUGUUCAGCGUUCCUCUGCCCUCCCCACCUCAGCCCUCCCCUCCUCAGCCCUCCCCUCCUCAGCCCUCCCCUACUCAGCCCUCCCCUACUCAGCCCUCCUCAACACUGGCUCAACCCUCACACUUUUAUCUCUCUAAAGCCGAUGCCAGAACACAUGAUAGGGGCAGGUUAACAAAAGGAUGA